AUGCUUCGUGACCUGCCGCCCUUGCGUCCACGCAUCUCUCACGAUGAGGAGAUCUUCAUGAACGGCGCACCAGGCAGCAGCCCACAUCAACACCACCAAGACCAUCAAGCGGCCGCUGUGGACCCGUUGGACGACGUAUUUGGCUCCGCGCCUUCAUCACCGACGCUUGCAGCCCACGAUGCCGAAGCACCUCGUGAUCGUGACGGGAGACCUGGCGUCCAAUACCAGGAUGUGUCCCGACUGAGGACCACACAUACUACAAACGGGUACCGCGAGGGUGUUGCCGCGAGCAAGGAGAAAUACAUCCAAGAAGGCUUCGAUGAAGGCUACAGUCUAGGCGGGGAGAUUGGAAUGAAGGCUGGCUGGUGUCUGGGCGUACUGGAGGGCAUGCUCGUUGCGGCGCGGCGGAUGAGAACGGGGAACAGCAGCGCAACGACGGAGAAGGUGCAGAAAUUGCUCGACGACGCGCAGCGAGAGCUCAAAUUGGAGACGCUCUUUGGACGUGAGUAUUUCGAGGACGGAGUGUGGCUCUAUCAUGUGCCAGAGCCGGCGGAUGAUGCCGAGCCGCAAAUCACUUUCGGCGACGUCGCUGCGAGACAUCCCGUCCUGAAGAAGUGGAAUGUCGCUGUCUUGAGCCUCUCCAAAGAGUACGGACUUGCUCUGCCUCAAUCGCGAAGCUAG
Lecanosticta acicola is the source of this 681-nucleotide messenger RNA. Lineage: Eukaryota; Fungi; Ascomycota; Dothideomycetes; Mycosphaerellales; Mycosphaerellaceae. The record is from the annotation of a GenBank genome assembly.